Musca domestica (house fly) is the source of this 600-nucleotide messenger RNA. RefSeq lists its product as uncharacterized. The transcript is spliced from 3 exons. The record is from RefSeq and is a predicted model, not a curated record. Lineage: Eukaryota; Metazoa; Arthropoda; Insecta; Diptera; Muscidae. The coding region runs from base 1 to 600 and encodes 199 amino acids.
AUGAUUCGUCUUUGGAAAUCGAUUUUAUUCGCCUUGUUUGUCAUAUCUAAUAUUUUCACUUUAAUUUUUGGUGCGCGCCCCUUUACCAUCGAUUUCGAUGUCCUUGAUUACGAUAUCAAUCCGGAAUUUGUCAAUUUCAUUGAUUUCAAAUUAAUUCCAUACAAAGGCCACCAGGCCGUCAAUGGCACCAUUAUUUUCCGCAGGGAUGUGGUUGGUAUGCGCCUCGUCCAUUGGGUGACAUCGACGAAAUCGGAUGGCCGUUUAUGGAAUAUCUACAAUAUAACGGUAAAUGGUUGUGACAUUUUGGCCAAUAAAUACAGCAAACUAAAUGUCAUAAUGGAGGCAGUGGUGCAGAGGAUAAAACAAGCCAUACCGGCCAUACCAAAGAAAUGUCCUCUCAAGAAGGAAAAGAAAUAUUCUUUGCUAAACUUCUUUUUGGACGAAGAAAUGAUGCCGGUCUAUGUGCCAAACAUAAAAAUUCAAACAGCCUUUAAUGUGUUGAGUCGUAUGGACUUUGUUUUGAAACUCCGCCUGACGGCCCAUGUUGAGUCAAAAAUUGGCAAAAGAAAUGGCGAACAAACUAAUAAAAAGUCAAUAUGA